CGAGUUCUUCUUGCUUGGUGGGUUAACAAUGACCGUAUUGGAACGCUGGCGUCGUCGAAAAGAUCAGAGGAAAACAUCACUUGGACGUCAGCCGUCGUUGCGUAAAGGCCGCAACGGCUGGCCGCUUUUGAAGCGUAAAGAAGCCAGUUUUAGAUUGACGGACUUCCGUGUGCGCAACCCAAUUGAACGUCACCUGCAACAAGAAUCAAUGGGGCGUUUCAAUGUGGAAGCACUCGUUUUGCGAGCAAUCAAAGUGGAGGUGAUUGAUUUACUUCGGGAUGCGGGUGGAUCUUGUACCGUGCUGGCCAUGGCGAACGCCGUUUCGGGAAGUCCGCGAGUCCAGGAAUGCGUGGGGGAUGCAGCAGAUUCCGAGAACGAUGCUUGGGGAUUGGCAUUUUUGGACCUGAUACCGGGACGAGCCGCGCGAAAGAAAAGCAACGCACGGUUGGCAAAGCGCUACGAGUUUAUCAAUGCCUUGCACAAAUUAGAGGCUUCGCCGAGUUCCAGUGAAGCACGCAUUUCAAGCUGGGAAGAGGCUUUGGAAAGACUGCGAACGGUCUUAAAUACUCAAUUUGCGGAGGCAGAUGGAAGUGAUGGCUUGUCGAUUCCCGACGAUCUAUUAGAAGAGAGUAUUGUCGACAAAUACUUGCUCCGCGCGCAAGCUAUUAAACUGCAGCAAAUAGAGGAGCUAGAGCAUUCCCAAAACCAGUGGUUACAAAUUUCAAAUGCUGCCCUUUCACAGCGAAUAUCACAAGUCGACGCCAAUCAGUUGGAUGAAGCGGACCGAUUAAUGAGAGCUCGCUUGGACGCCGAGUAUGAAAAGCGGGAGAAACGUCUACAAAGUACGUCUCUGGCAGAAUUGGAGGCCAAGCUUAUUCAAGAAGAGAGAAAUCGUGAAGCGAGAGAACGAGCAUUAUCUCUGAUGCGACCUUUGGAGGAUGCGGAACUUAAAAUUGUACAUGAGGCGAUGAGUCAUGUCGGGAAUCCGAACGAAAUAGUUGCCCAAGCGGGCGUCGACUCGGUUCAAAGGGAAUCGUUUCAACGACUUGCACCGGCACAAUGGCUCAAUGACGAGGUCAUUCAUUACUUUUAUGUCAUGCUAGCCAACCGGGACGAGGAAUUAUGCAAGGCAGAUCCCAACCGCAAGCGAUGUCAUUUCUUCAAGUCGUUUUUCAUCACGAAGCUUUUAGACGAGGAACAUUCCAAUCCAUCACUCCGCGGUAAAUACAACUACAACAACGUGAAACGAUGGUCCAAAAAGGUUCCAGGCAAGGACAUCUUCAAUCUUGACAAAAUCUUCUUUCCCAUCAAUGUCAGUCGGAUGCACUGGGUAUGCGCAGUUGUCUUUAUGCAACAAAAGAAGGUUCAGUUCUAUGACUCCAUGGGGGAUGGUGGUAUGUAUCAUUUAAAGGCAAUUUUUCGCUACAUCCAAGACGAGCAUCAAGCUAAGGAAGGUGCUCCGUUACCGGACGCCGAUGCGUGGACACUUGUGCCGUGCUUAUCGGAUACACCACGUCAAAAAAACGUGAUUGUUACUGUUGGUAAAUUGGGCACGCCGCGUCGCUUUCCAUUGGCACACGGACACGCCCGACAAGAUGGCACGGCGAACCGCACCGUCCGUGAAUGCGGUAGUUCACUGUCACCUCUUCUCGCUUAUUUCUGGAAAGUUCUCGCUCGAAGUUCUUUGACCACAUACACUUUUCAUUUGCUUAUUAAGAUGGUUUCUACUCGACGUUCCCAGCCCGUCAAGGGACCCGCGUACACUAACUGUGACAAGGAUGAGCUUGCACGAUCCCAGGGAACCGAGGUUGAUACGUUCCCCAGCACAACUGUACGAAAGUCUGACCAGUCCCCCGGAACGGCGGACUCGACGAUGCACUGGACAGGCGCCUUCCACGAUGACACCGCGAUUAUCGCGAAACACGAGUUGGGACCGGAUGUUGAGGACAGCGUCGUUGUCUCUCCAAUGGAAAGCGAUAGUAGUACCACCACCGCCGUUCACACCAACACGAAGAAGAAAGUCAAGGCCGCGGCGCGCAAGGCAUCGGCGGCGACCGUCAAGCACGUCGCCACCACGACGAUGUGUGCUCCAGCGAGUCCGCCUGGGACCACCAAUCAGACCAGAGCCGUCACCCGCAGUAAAGGAGGCAGCGUGGAUCUAUUCAAGGGUAUUGAAAGUGUUCCCGUGGUAAAAAAGCCUUCUCCGAAAAAGCGAGGCGACGAGGGGGGUAACAUGCAGAAAAUCAAACUUCUCACGGGGACCCUGUACCUGUACCGGGGGCGGUAUCCACGAGCCGAAUUUGUGCGCACCAAGUGA
Molecule: messenger RNA, 2317 nt
Organism: Phaeodactylum tricornutum CCAP 1055/1
Lineage: Eukaryota; Bacillariophyta; Bacillariophyceae; Surirellales; Neidiaceae
Exons: 5
Coding region: 29-2317 (762 amino acids)
Biological process (GO): protein desumoylation
Cellular component (GO): nucleus
Molecular function (GO): deSUMOylase activity
Source: RefSeq, a predicted model, not a curated record